Messenger RNA from Doryrhamphus excisus (bluestripe pipefish), 675 nucleotides. RefSeq names its product metalloproteinase inhibitor 2-like. Gene Ontology annotation, cellular component: extracellular matrix. Lineage: Eukaryota; Metazoa; Chordata; Actinopteri; Syngnathiformes; Syngnathidae. Gene Ontology annotation, molecular function: protease binding; metalloendopeptidase inhibitor activity. Gene Ontology annotation, biological process: negative regulation of membrane protein ectodomain proteolysis; negative regulation of endopeptidase activity; response to hormone. The record is from RefSeq and is a predicted model, not a curated record.
UCUCCAGGAAGUACCAACGUUGUCUUGAUAGCGCCAUUUUCAAUCAUGAUGAGCUGGACGGUGAAGAGUUUGGUGCUCCCCAUUGUGCUGCUGUGCAUGUGGCGGCUGCAGGAAGUAGCCCAAGCCUGCACGUGUGGUCCGGCGCAUCCACAGACGGCGUUUUGCCAAGCAGAUGUUGUCAUCAAGGCAAAGGUGCUAGCAAAGAAUAAUGUGAUUGGACUUGAUGAACCCAUCAUGUAUGACCUCAAACAAAUCAAGAUGUUCAAGGGCCCUCGCAGGGAGAUCGAUGCCCUCUACACUACAGCCUUCUGUGGAGUGACUCUGACCAAAGGCAUGCAGUAUCUUAUCACAGGCAGACUAACACCUGACGGUGCUCUGCAUGCUAUCGUGUGCGACUUCAUUGUGCCCUGGGGCGACCUGACUGCCUCCCAAAAAGUCAACCUGGCCCAGCGCUAUCAAAAGGGCUGCGAUUGCCGGAUCACGCUCUGCCACAUGGACCCCUGCAAGAGGAGCAGCCCGGCGGAAUGCUUGUGGACUGAUUUUCUGACUUACCGGGGAAAGAACGAGCAGGCUAACCAUUUUGCUUGUGUGAAGAGAAGUGAUGGCUCCUGCGUCUGGAUCAGAGGGACCCCGGACAAAAACGGCAAAGUCAAUGUUAAAAGCCGUUAACGCUGC